Molecule: messenger RNA, 1358 nt
Organism: Anopheles merus
Lineage: Eukaryota; Metazoa; Arthropoda; Insecta; Diptera; Culicidae
Product: alpha/beta hydrolase domain-containing protein 17B-like
Exons: 4
Coding region: 179-1048 (289 amino acids)
Biological process (GO): protein depalmitoylation
Cellular component (GO): endosome membrane; plasma membrane
Molecular function (GO): palmitoyl-(protein) hydrolase activity
Source: RefSeq, a predicted model, not a curated record
GACUAACAAUCCAAACAUAAUAAACACAAACGCCAAACUGGAACGGGAUAGGAAAGCUACAGUUAACAUAAGUUCCUCUACCUCAGCAAGAGUAGAGCGGGGCAGAUCGGCAGUGUUGGAGGCGUCGACGAAGACGCAAGAAGCGGAUAUAAACGCUACGAGCGCCGACAAAAGAAAGAUGAACGGGUUAAGUUUCAGUGAACUUUGUUGUUUGUUUUGCUGCCCUCCGUGUCCAGGACGCAUUGCAUCGAAGCUGGCCUUCUUACCGCCAGAAGCUAGCUACGAUCUGAAACCGGAAGCGGAUAAUACUAACAGCAAGUUUACCCUGACGCUACAUGAUAAGGCCGACUGGCAGUAUACCGAUCGCGAAAAAGAAUGCUUCGAAGUGUUUUACGCACGAUCUGCUCGCGGGAACAGAAUAGCAUGUUUAUUCGUCAAAUGUAGCGCUAACGCACGAUUUACACUGCUCUUUUCCCACGGUAAUGCGGUAGAUCUUGGGCAAAUGACUACGUUUUUCAUCGGAUUAGGUCAACGGAUUAAUUGUAACAUUUUUAGCUACGAUUAUUCCGGCUAUGGUCAAAGCUCCGGAAAACCGACGGAGAAGAAUCUUUACGCAGAUAUCGACGCAGCGUGGCACGCUCUACGAACACGGUAUGGCAUCAGUCCUGAAAAUAUAAUUCUUUACGGACAAAGCAUAGGCACGGUUCCCACGGUAGAUUUGGCCAGUCGCUAUGAGGUUGGUGCCGUCAUUUUGCAUUCCCCUUUGAUGUCAGGUAUGCGAGUAGCCUUUCCAGCUACAAAACGUACGUGGUUUUUCGAUGCAUUUCCCAGCAUUGAUAAAGUGCCGAAAGUAACAUCACCCGUUCUGGUAAUACAUGGUACCGAAGAUGAGGUGAUCGAUUUUUCCCACGGAAUGACCAUUUACGAAAAGUGUCCCCGAGCAGUGGAACCAUUAUGGGUGGAAGGGGCCGGCCACAAUGACGUGGAAAUGUACAGCCAAUAUUUGGAACGGCUAAAACAGUUUGUGUCCGUUGAACUGGUCAACUGACAAAAGCUGAACAAACGCACCAGCGCCAAUAGCAGUGGAAAGCGAACCAAAGGAGAUGGUGACGGCCGAAAGAUGGCAGAAAACGAUGACGAUGAUAAUGAGGAAGACGAAGAAGAGGAUUUAAAUACGGAUGAUGAAAUAUUGAAUGCAUCAAUUACAUUAAGCUCAAACUCUACUAAUGAUGCAUCCGCGAUCGAAAAGCUUCUCUAGCAUCAGGAGCCUGGCGGGGAGAGCGAAUUUAAUUUUGCUUCCUCCGCCCCGAUAGCCCCUAGCGUUAGUCUACCAGUCACUCGUUCCGACGGAGAUGGCA